AUGUAUCGUCCGCAGCAAAACAACAACCAAAACCCUCAUGUCAAGAGGCCUCCGCAACUGAACAUUCCUUCCCAGCAGAACUUGUCGGUUGGGGACAUCCCAUCGUUACCACCGUCAAGAUUCCAACAUUUGAAUCAGAUGCCAAGUCCUCAAAAUUAUCAACAUCAACAAAACUAUCCACCUCCUCCACAAGGUGGACCCCAAAGACGGUACCUUGAUCCUUCUCAGCCUCAACAACAUCCACAUCCUUACAGGCAGAAUAUUGCGUUCCAGCCACCAAGUCAUCAGGAUCAUCAUCUUCUUCCGAUCCCCCAACCGCAGGCAAGAGAACAAUAUUAUCCAGAGCAACCUCAGAACCAGCAUCCUAAUCCUCAACAAAUGCGAUCGUUCUCCGACUCAUUACCUCGUCAAAGACAACCUCCACCGCAUAUGCCGGCUCUACCCCAAAUGCAUCAACACAGAGGCCCCCAACUAGCGAAAAUUAACAGUCAGGCUCCUGUUCCUCAGCGAUCGUAUCUUCCAUCGCCAUCGCAACAGACACCUCCAUCGUCUUCGGGACUUCAUGAGCCAACCCAGAAAAGUCCGGUUAUGCGUCAGUCCAUUAAUUUCUUGAGAGGUACCAGAAACAUAUCAUCGCCUAGUCUUUCGUCGGAUCAUUACGAAAGAUACAACGAUCCCCAGCAGAAUGGCGAGGGCUUGAAAAAGUAUCAUACUACGACCAGUAGACACCAGAUGUCUUCUUCCGGAAGAUUGAUCCCCCAAAAAACAGACAUUAAUGCAGGUCCUCAAGAGGCCCCUAAAAAAUCUCGAAGUUUUACAUCUCUCACCAAGAGAGUUGCUUCUUCAAGCUCUUUGAGAAGUUCUACAGACAAAGACAAGCUAUUGUCAGGGGGAUCAAUUAGUUCCAAAACGAUUGUCACUUCCUCAUCUACGAAAGUCCCAUACGUCUACCCUGCUGUAUUAUCUAAAGUUGCCAAGGCUUUCAAAGAAAGAGUGCAGUUGGACUCCAAAUUUAAAAAUGGCCUUGAAUACAGGGACUCAUUCACGGGUUCCGAAGCCGUUGAUGCAAUUGCUCGGAUCAUUCGAACCUCCGACAGAAAUCUUGCCCUAUUGUUGGGCAGAUCGCUGGACGCACAAAAGUUUUUCCACGAUGUGACAUAUGAACAUCGACUUCGCGACUCUAAUAACGAGGUGUAUCAGUUCUCAGAAGAGGUUUUCGAUGUCUAUACAAACGAGACCUCUGGUUUACAAAGACAUGAAUCUGUUAACUCAGAUAUUCAUGAAAUCGACAACUCCAUUUCUCCACCAAUGACAUCUUCCCCAACCGCCCCAUCGCAUUCAAAGUCAAACUCUAUCGGGGCUCCAGUUGUUGGAGUGUUCACUUUGUUGACCGAAUGCUAUUCUCCAACAUGUUCACGUGAUAAUCUCUGCUACAGCAUUGUUUGCCCACGCAGACUUGAGCAACAAGCUAGAUUAGGUUCAAAGGCCUCAUCAUUAGCAAGAUCUGACUCACGCCUCUCACUUACUCAAAAGGAAGAGCAGAAGGCUUUCUGGUCUCUGACAGUUCCUAAGAGUGUUCUUGACAGUCUGGAUAAAAGAGAGGUUAAAAGACAGGAAUGUAUCUUUGAACUCAUUUACUCAGAACGUGAUUUCGUCAAGGAUCUGGAGUAUUUGAGAGAGUUCUGGAUCAGGCCUUUGUCAGAAACCAAGAUUAUCAAAGAAAAUGAGCGUGAGCAUUUUGUCAACACUGUGUUUUUCAACAUUAACGAAAUUUGGGAAAUCAAUUCAAAGUUUGCCGAAGCAUUGACUAAAAGACAGCAAGAAAAACCAAUCGUUGAUCAAAUUGGAGAUUUGUUCCUAGAAUUUAUUCCAAGGUUUGAGCCUUUUGUGAAAUAUGGUGCAGGUCAAGUGAAGGGAAAGUAUGAAUUCGACAGACAGAAGAGACACAAUCCGUUUUUCGUGAGAUUUAUCGAGGAUACAAGUAAUAGAGCGGAAUCACGCAGAUUAGAUGUUUCAUCAUAUCUUUCCAAGUCAACCACUCGUCCUGCAAGGUAUCCCCUUCUUUUGAAGAGUGUCAGAGAUCAUACAGAUCCAGAAUCAAAAGAUUACGAGAAUCUUAAUAAAGCAAUUGAACUUCUGCAAAAAAUGUUGACAAGAAUCAAUUAUGAAACAGGUAAGGCUUCGGACAGGCUCAAUCUCUUCCUGUUGAAACAGAAGCUUGUUUUCCGUCCUGGUGAGUAUAUUGAUCUUAGAUUGACUUCUGAGCACCGGAAGCUGUUGUAUCAAUGCGUUCUGAAGAAACGGAAUUACCAGGAUAGGGAAAAGCAAGGAGAAGUUCAAGUGUAUUUGUUUGACCAUGCAUUGUUGUUCAUCAGAAUAAAGAUUGUCAACAAGCGUGAGGUUUACAGAGUCUACCAAAGACCAAUCCCAUUGCCUUUAUUGUUUGUUUCUUUAUCAGAGGAAAGUCCCUCAAUUAAGCAAAUAAAGAAGUCCGCUUCAACGGGUUCGCUCACGGGAUCUAGUUCAUCAUUGUUGUUCAAGGAUGCUCAAGCACCUGGGGGUCUCAAUCUAGCCACCAACUCUGCCAGAUUCCCAAUAUCUUUCACAUAUCUUGGUAGAAGUGGCUACGAUUUGACUCUAUAUGCCACUCCACCAAUCCAAAGAAUGUUGAUUGACAAAUUAGAGACGCAGACACGCAAGCUGAUUGAAGAUAACGAUGUUUACACUCUUACCCCACUAACGUCUAAUUUCUUCGACAGCAACAACAAGAUCAACUGUGUCGUUCCAUUUGAUGGUGGAAGAAAACUUCUUUACGGGACGGAUGCCGGUAUCUAUGUUAGUGAUGUCCGGGUGAGCGACAACGGAGCCAGAAUAGUUUCGAAACCGUUGAAAAUCAUCAGCAAAAUUAAUAUCAUUCAGGUGGAGAUUCUAGGAGAAUAUCAGACGCUUCUUGCACUGAGUGACAAGAAACUGUUUUACUGGCCUAGCGAUGUGCUUAAUGGAGGCGAUCCUGCCAAGAAUGCCAAGCUAGGCAAAGAAUUAAUGACGCAUGUUUCAUUUUACAAGACUGGAGUUUGCGCGGGACGAAUGCUUGUUUGCGCUGCAAAAUCGUCGUCUAAUUUGAUCAGAAUUUUCGAGCCUAUUGAUCCUGUGAACCAGAAAAGACAGAAAAGAAAGUUUUCAAGCGAGACCAAGGAUGUUUCAUUUAACUCUGAGCCCGUUUCUAUCAACUUCCUCAAGACGAAGUUGUGCGUUGGAUGUUCCAAAGGAUUUGAGAUUGUUUCGUUGGAAACCAACGAGAUCAAACAACUUUUGGAUGCCGCAGAUACUUCUCUUGACUUUGUGAUAGGAAAGGAGGGGUUGAAACCGCUCGAGAUUGACCGGAUCAAUUCUGAUUUCCUGUUGAGUUACUCUAACUUUUCCUUCUUCAUUAAUCACAGUGGAUGGAGAUCGAGAUCCAAGUGGAUUAUUUACUGGGAGGGAGUUCCACAUGCGUUUGCCUUGUGGUAUCCGUACCUCUUAGCCUUUGAGAAUGGUUUCAUUGAAAUCCGUCAUGUUGAGAGCGGAGAGCUUCUUCGUGUGAUUAUAGCUGAGAACAUCCGUUUCUUGCACUCGAGCUCGCAAGAGAUUCUUUACGCUUAUGAGGACGAGAGAGGCUACGAUGUGGUUGCAUCUCUUGACUUUUGGGAUAAGAGCAAGAAAAAUAGAUCUCGUGGAAACACUCUACAGACAGCGACGAACACCAGCGAAAGCACUCUGACUACAGCGGUGGAGAGGUGA
Molecule: messenger RNA, 3780 nt
Organism: Ogataea philodendri
Lineage: Eukaryota; Fungi; Ascomycota; Pichiomycetes; Pichiales; Pichiaceae
Exons: 1
Coding region: 1-3780 (1259 amino acids)
Biological process (GO): intracellular signal transduction
Molecular function (GO): guanyl-nucleotide exchange factor activity
Source: RefSeq, a predicted model, not a curated record